AUGCCCAACGGAGGCUGCGGGUGCUGCGGUGGCAACAACAACAACAGCUACACCGUCUGCUGCUACAGCAGCCCGAGGUGCUGCAAGACGCCGUGCUGCUACCCAUCGCAGUACUGCUGCCCCACGCCCUGCUGCAUGCCCAUGACCUGCUGCUACACCAUGAGCAACAACAACAACAACAGUGGCUGCUGCGGCUGUGGCAACUAA
This is a messenger RNA of Numida meleagris (helmeted guineafowl), 207 nucleotides long. Its product is annotated as keratin-associated protein 4-3-like. The record is from RefSeq and is a predicted model, not a curated record. The transcript has a single exon. The coding region runs from base 1 to 207 and encodes 68 amino acids. NCBI's taxonomy places the organism in Eukaryota, Metazoa, Chordata, Aves, Galliformes, Numididae.